UGGACAUUAGUUCUUAGAGAAAGCGUGCGGUGUCCAGACCAUUGUAGCUCUUAGCCAGCCAAGCGUGUUCGAGUGAUUUCAUAUUGAAUGAGGAUAUAUUUUUGAGGAUAUUUGAAGGGAAAGAAAUCGCAGCUGACAUUCGUUAUACAUUCCAAAAGACAUGCAGUCAGAAACGAAUAGCAAAGAAAUGGAAACAGAGGCCUCGAACGCUACACAAUUAAUUGAGGAGGUUAAAAGUUCCAAACGUGAGGCUAGUUGGCCCUCGGUGCUAUUCUUCAUACAUUUGCACAUAUUGGGACUCUAUGGCAUAUUUGUGAUGUUGACUAGUGCCUCAUGGCUGACCAUUGUAUUUACUUUGACAUUGACAGUAUUGGGUGUUUUGGGAGCUACAGCUGGUGCCCAUCGACUUUGGGCUCAUGGUACCUAUAAAGCCACAACAGGAUUGAAAAUAUUUCUGAUGUUAUGUCAGACAAUAGCGGGUCAGGGCUCUAUAUACAACUGGGUACGUUCGCAUCGCCUGCAUCAUCAAUAUUUCCGCAAAAAUGAAGAUCCCUUCUACAGUAAUAAAAACUUUAUGUCAGCUCAUGUCUACACUCAACUCUUGAGUUACAGCAGUGAACAAGAACAUUUGCUGAAUCAAAUUGAUAUGAAGGAUUUGGAAGAGGAUAAGGUUGUUAUGUUCCAGAAAAGAUUCUAUUGGGUGCUCUACACUUUCCUGCACAUACUUUUGCCCGUCAACUCACCCCUGGAGUAUUGGGGUGACUCUCUGACCGCCUCUAUUGUGGUGGCCUUCUCUUUGCGUUACAUGCUUGUUUUGAAUAUAUGUUGGCUCAUCAAUUCCGCCCAUUUAGUUUGGGGUUUGGAUAAAAGUUUCAAACCCUCCGAUUCGAAUAGUGUUUUCUUUAUUACCAAAACCUAUUGGCCCCAAUAUCAUUAUAUGCUGCCCAAUGAUUAUCAGAGUGGUGAGUUUGGUGAUUAUGCCAGUGGCUUUACCACAGCCAUGAUACGUGUUUUUGCUGCCCUCGAUGGUGCCACCGACUUGAAGACAAUCAGCUCGACAGCUGUACGUAAUGGCCUUACAGAAGCUGUGGAAUCCGGUCGACCCAUUGUGGAUUGUAUUAAUGAAUUUGCGGAAAAGGAACAGGCGCAAUUGCCUAAGAAUCAUUUUUUGAAUCGAAAUAAAUUCAUGUAAAAUUUUGCGAGUGUGGCAUGUAAGAGCCGACAGUAAUUAGCCAGUGAUAGUCAAGACGAUGAGCAUUUAAAUUACAAACAAGAUUUUUGUAGAAGUUUUGUAUUUUGAUAUAUUUAGGAACAUUUGUUGUUUGAUCUUUUUUUCGCCCUUAUAUUUUUGUAAGAAAUUUAUAUUGAAAAUAAAUGAAUACUAAAGAGCUCAAA
Stomoxys calcitrans (stable fly) is the source of this 1395-nucleotide messenger RNA. RefSeq names its product acyl-CoA Delta-9 desaturase. The transcript has 5 exons. Lineage: Eukaryota; Metazoa; Arthropoda; Insecta; Diptera; Muscidae. Gene Ontology annotation, biological process: unsaturated fatty acid biosynthetic process. Gene Ontology annotation, cellular component: endoplasmic reticulum membrane. Gene Ontology annotation, molecular function: iron ion binding; stearoyl-CoA 9-desaturase activity. The coding region runs from base 161 to 1192 and encodes 343 amino acids. The record is from RefSeq and is a predicted model, not a curated record.